Necator americanus (New World hookworm) is the source of this 225-nucleotide messenger RNA. RefSeq lists its product as uncharacterized. The record is from RefSeq and is a predicted model, not a curated record. NCBI's taxonomy places the organism in Eukaryota, Metazoa, Nematoda, Chromadorea, Rhabditida, Ancylostomatidae. The transcript has 2 exons. Bases 1 to 225 code for a protein of 74 amino acids.
AUGGCAAGAAACCUUGCUCUCCUGCUCCUACUCGUUGUCACUACCUCUGCUAUAUGGCCAUUCGACGCAAUAUUUGGUAGCAAGACAACGACUGUCGCUCCAUCGGUGGUACCAACACAUGAAGAAGGUCCAAUGACGCCGAGUCCGGAUACAAAGCCCAACAGUGCCCCUGGUAGUGCACCAAUCGACUCUGGAGAAGAUGAAGACGAGAAGGAGAAUGAGUAA